UCUCGCAUUACGGUACAUGCAGGACGGCCCGAUCAUGUCCGGCAUAAGUGACUUCUAUCGUGACAAGGUGGUGUUCGUAACCGGUGGCACCGGGUUCAUCGGGAAGAUCGUGGUGGAAAAGCUGCUUCGAACGUGCGAAGUGAAGGAAGUGAUUUUGAUGGUGCGCGAGAAAAAGAACACGCUGCCCGAGCAGCGCAUCAAGACGCUGUGCGCAUCGCCGAUAUUUGAGCGACUGGCCAAAAAGAAUCCCAACUACCAGGAGCGGAUCCGCGUGAUCGAGGGCGAUCUCGAGAAGCCCAACUUUGACCUGUGCCCCGAGAGCAUGGACUACCUGAAGGAGCACACACACGUCAUCCUGCACAUUGCGGCCACGGUAAAGUUCGACGAGGAAAUGAUCAAGGCGAUCACGAUCAAUCUGGCCGGCACGCGCACCGCGCUAGAGAUUGGCCGGCAGUCCAAAAAUCUACAGAGUUUCGUGUACGUUUCAACGGCAUACUCGAACAGCUACGACGAACACAUUCAGGAGCGCGUCUACCCGAUCGACUGCAAUCCGGAGAAGAUCCUGGCCAAUCUCGACGACGAGAAGUUGAUACAGGACGUGAUCCAGUACUCGCUCAAGUGGCCCAACACGUACACCUUCACCAAGGCGAUGGCCGAAGCCCUGGCGCUCGAGUACCGGCAGCACUUCCCGGUCGCCAUCCUGCGUCCGUCCUGCGUCAUGGCCAGCCUGAACGAACCGCUCCCCGGCUGGUGCGACUCGAUCUACGGCUCGAACGGCACCUUCAUCGGCUGGUACUACGGGCUGAUACGCACCAGCCACAUCGAUCCGGAGGUGACGAUCGACACCGUGCCGGUCGACUACGUAUCGAACGCGAUCAUUGCCGUCGGUUGGAAAACAUACAUGGAGAGAGCGCAAGAGCCGGAAGUGCUGGUGUACAACUGUGUUAGCUCCACGGACAACCCUCUAACGUUUGAUGAACGACGACGCGAGUGUGAGAAGGCCUGCAAGAAGCAUCCCCUACUGACCGGCAUCUACAAACCGAUCACCUUCGCCUCGAGCAACGAGAUCAUGUUCCGGCUGUACUCGCUGGUGCUGCACUAUCUGCCCGCCUACAUCAUGGACAUGGCCUUGAGGUUUCGGGGUGAAAAGCCCCGUCUAGUCGAUACGUACGUCAAGAUCGAUAAGGUCGUUGCCUCGGUGAGGAAGUUCUCCAACACCACGUACCUUUUCGACAAUCAAAACAUGAAGGAUCUGUACCUGGCCAUGAGUCCGGUCGACCACCAGCAGUAUCCGUGCGACAACCGAAGCUACAGCUGGCGUCUGUACUUCGAGGUUGCCGUGCCCGGGCUGAAGAAAUACUUCUUCAAGGAGGACCUCAACAAUGUCAAGCGAGCCCGCCAGGCGAUGCGCAAGAAGGAGCUGAUCGUUAACACUACGCUGUUUCUAAUCGUCGGCCUGAUGCUGCUCCAGCUCUACUACCUACUGCGCUAGGUAACGCACGCGCGUAUGCAACGGUUCGGUCCAAGUAGGCCGGUUUUGGACGAUCGAUGCAAAUGACGUUCCGUGGUAUUCCUCCCCCUCCCAAGAGAAAAUGUCCAUCUCCAAAAACCCACAGGUGCAUAGAUCAUACCGCCGUGAUGCGUUCGGGUCCAUCGCCUGCUUCAGGGCCAACUGCUUGUGGUGCAAAGGCCCACACAUAUACACACAUACACACACGAACGCCACACAUGGUUGAUCGAUCCAUCGUGGAUCAUGCAUUGGGGGCAGGGAUGGUCGGACGCAUAUCAUCAGGCAGAGUUGUGAAGUGAAUCGGACAAUAAAACAUAAUGGGAUGCGUUAGGUUUUCGUAAAUAAGGUUUUAGGGCCUAGGGAAUGCCGACAGGCAGCCUGCCUGUUGGGUGGCGCUUUAGAGGUAGUGUGCUAGGUUAGACAUUUCUGUAUUUGUUUUUGGUAACCGUUUCGUCCGACCCUGUGGUUUCGACACAUUCUAACGAUCGAUGCGGUGGGUCGUUUUCUUUGAUUUGUUUUCUGAGUAUUUCUAUUUUAACAAGCACCAACUAUUCCCGAAAUUCAACGAAUGGCGGCGCGGCGAUAGCGCUAUGAUGGCUGCAGCCUCGAACGCACCAGUCACCUUUGUUUGCGGGUCUAACGAAGCAUCAGUAUCCUUUGAUUUUAACCUACCACUAUUUUUGAGGUGCUACGAUUUUGAACAGAUAUUUAUUAAUACGAUUUCAGCGUGCCGAGCACUUGUAUAGCUCAAGGAAUAAUAAAGUAGAGCCUAGUGUAAGCGUGA
This is a messenger RNA of Anopheles gambiae (African malaria mosquito), 2294 nucleotides long. RefSeq names its product fatty acyl-CoA reductase 1. Lineage: Eukaryota; Metazoa; Arthropoda; Insecta; Diptera; Culicidae. Bases 17 to 1492 code for a protein of 491 amino acids. Gene Ontology annotation, cellular component: peroxisome. Gene Ontology annotation, molecular function: alcohol-forming very long-chain fatty acyl-CoA reductase (NADP+) activity. Gene Ontology annotation, biological process: long-chain fatty-acyl-CoA metabolic process. The transcript has 8 exons. The record is from RefSeq and is a predicted model, not a curated record.